Blastomyces dermatitidis ER-3 is the source of this 465-nucleotide messenger RNA. RefSeq lists its product as uncharacterized. The record is from RefSeq and is a predicted model, not a curated record. Bases 1 to 387 code for a protein of 128 amino acids. The transcript has a single exon. NCBI's taxonomy places the organism in Eukaryota, Fungi, Ascomycota, Eurotiomycetes, Onygenales, Ajellomycetaceae.
AUGAUUGAUUUCGAAGCACUGAGGAAGCACCAGUCGCGACUUCUCGUGCGACAACUAGGCGGCGUGGUGAUGCUUGGGCUGAAAAAGGGGGCAAAAGACAAGGUCGCCGAGCACCUUCACAGUGGGAUGGGAUAUCUGCGGCACCCCUGGCCACUCGCCAAUCUGACGGAUCAGUUUACAACCAACCUGAGAUCUUGCCCCGUCACCCUUCCUGACGUGCGUGCGAUUUGUUUCCCGGAUUUCUCUCCUACUACAUCUGUUGGGAUAUAUAGUGACCUCAAAAUAACGGCCCCUUCAGAUUCUCCCAUGAAAGGAUUUUCAAGUGCGUACCCUGUUAAUAUGUAUGUGAAAGAACGUAUGGAUUCGCCACCAAAAACCCAUGCGUGACUUGGGAAUUCGAACACUGCUUGAUUGGGUACGUGUGCAUGUGCUGCGACGAAACAUGUGUGCAAUAUAUGCAAUGUU